AUGUCACUUGUACGCGCCCAAGAACUUUCUCCCGCGAUCAAGUGGCCUCUCCAGCCUGCUGGCGGGUCGAUUCUCUACACCAUAGUCAAGAUUUUCAAGUCCAGGUCGGCCAAUCGACCACAAGAUGAGCCAUGGGGUUACAGAUGGAGAUCAUCAGAUCAAUUCAUUACUGCGACAAUGUAUCUGGCGCUGUUCACAGGUAAUGUCUCGAUUUCCAACGUGUACUCAAUAGCCUUACAGGCAAUUGCUAAUUCUGGAAGGCAACUUCAAGAUGUGUUGCUCUUCGCAUUUACUCUCCCUCUGCUUCCUAUCAUGUUCGAAGAUAGGAUUGGUCUCGAUUCAUCACAUACUCAACGAUUUACGUCUAUAUUUCUCAUAGAAGGCGCUCUUGUUUCAAUCGUCUCGAGUCCGUUUGCUGGGUCCCUAGCCGAUGCUGUCACGAGCAAAAAACUCUUGCUGCUGGCUCUGUUGAUCCUGACUUUGAUAAGUACGGCAUGCUUGGCCCUGACCAAAAAUUUGCCUUUGCUGUUCGUUGGUCGCUUCUUCCAGUCACUUACUGGGAACGGGCUAUGGAUUGUGGCCAUGGCGACGUUGGCAGCCAACCUCGGAGCUGAAAACAUGGGCAGAAUUGCUGGGCUUGCGGAAGUUCUCACUUCAGCAGGUACUGCGGCCGGUCCAUUCAUCUCCGGAAGUCUGUUCAAGGUCGGAGGGUAUUGGGCCGCCUGGGGAGGAGCUGCAGCUUUCCUUGUCGUAGACAUAGCUCUGCGGCUUGUCAUGCUGGAGAGACCAGCGAAGGAUGAUGCGGUCACAUCUAGCCUGACGAAGAAUACUUCCACUCCUGCAUACACCACCCGGACGGAGAAUGAAGAGUUCUUUACAGGCAUUCUGUGCGCAUUCAUUUUCGCCAUGGUGAUUGGCACUCUUGAGAGCACGAUGGCGGUACAUGUCAGGGUUGCUUUCGAUUGGGGGGCUUUCUAUGUCGGUAUCAUGCUGGCUGUGAUUCAAGCACCUGGAGUCCUGCUUGCAGUUCCAGUUGGAUGGUUGAAAGACAAAAGAGGCUCGAGGUUUCCAACAGCAAUAGGUCUCUUAAGCUCGGUCCCGUUUAUCGUGCUUGCAGGCGUCCCUGGCGGCAAGGGUCUUCCUGCGGUCGACAACGCACCAUGGGAAAAGCCGGUGUUUGUGGCCAGUUUAGCAGCGAGUGGUCUUCUGUUGGCCCUUCUCAGUGGCAUCGGCUCGAUUGAAGCAGCUGCAACUGUCGCAGCAGUUGAAGAUCGCGAGCCUGGUGUUUUUGGUCCCAACGGCGGCUACUCAAGGGCCAUGGCCAUUGUCAACAUGGCAUGGAUGGCAGGCCUCAUGUGUGGGCCACUCUUGGCCGAAGCUUUACUGCCUCACUUUGGAUAUUUUGUGUUACACUGUACUCUUGGAGCCCUAUGUUUUAUUGCAGGUAUUGUGGCUACCAUCUAUCUCAACCCUGCUGAGAAUCAGUCUGUCGAGCAGGAAGAUGCUUAG
Molecule: messenger RNA, 1509 nt
Organism: Penicillium oxalicum
Lineage: Eukaryota; Fungi; Ascomycota; Eurotiomycetes; Eurotiales; Aspergillaceae
Exons: 5
Coding region: 1-1509 (502 amino acids)
Biological process (GO): transmembrane transport
Molecular function (GO): transmembrane transporter activity
Source: RefSeq, a predicted model, not a curated record